UCUUGGUAACCCUAAAUCCUAUGAAUCUUAGGAGGUAUCCACACCGCGCGAUGAACUCAGGUAGUUCCUUUACCCCACUACGAGUAUAACUGGCUCACGGCUGCUGCUCCGAAAGACAGUUGCUAAAAAACCUCGUGCCUUCGCCAUGGAACCUCCACUGGAGAUGGAGUCGGCGGUCGGCGGUGAGAGUGUCGGGGUUUCCGUAUUCGAGGGCGCCGCCUGUCCGGGACCGGAGGAUUUGGUGGCCAGAGCAAUAGCCCCUGUAAAAUCCCAGUACUUGCGUGCUCCUCCUCCCAGGUCUGGCUCUCUUGGCAGUGCAGUCGUCGACAACGCCAACGAGAAGAGCAGUGUUCCGAAGGUAGUCGUUACGAAGGAAAAGAAAUCCCGGCGGCAGCUCAAGAGAGAACGAAAGCAGGAGCAAGAGUCUGCAAAAAAAAUUUGUCCUGAAAUUGCCAAAACUGGAAAUAUUGGUGCCUGCCGUUAUAAUGAUAAUUGUCGCUUUAGUCAUGAUUUGGAUGCAUAUUUGGCAGAGAAAUCACCGGAUUUGGAAGGGAUUUGUCCAUUCAUUAAUGUUGAUGAAACAUGUCCCUAUGGGAUAACUUGUAGAUAUUCAAAUACUCACAAACAAUGCACAUCAUUAAAGCCCAAUUCAUCUGCUAAGAGGAGCUCUGAGGUUAAUUGUCUAAAUAAAGAUCUGCAGAAGCUAUUGUGGAAGGAUAAAGUUAGUUUUCCUAAGGCAGAUUUUCAGCUCCAGCUCCUUGGUCUAAAGGUGGGUAAGAGUAAACAUAUGAACUCAGAAGCUGAUAUUGUUAAAGACCAUCAGGAAGCUGAUAACAAACAAGUGCUUUGCAGCUCUGAAUUUACACAAGACUGUUCUCCAACGUAUAUAGAAAAUGAAUGUUUGGGGAGUGAUUUUAUUUCUGAGGACCCCGCCAGACUCUUGAAGAAGCCAAAGAGUAAAUAUGAUGAGGGCAACUUUGAAUCAGAUAUUAGUCAUGGAACAAACCUUGAAAAAGAGAAAAUUCAAGAUGGUCAAGAUUGUAGCUUACAUAAUGGACAGGAUAGUGUUUCAUCUGACUACUUGUGUUCUGAAGUUGAAAGUCUGAAACCACAUGCUAGGGAAAGAAAGCUCAUUGACUUCAGAGGGAAGCUAUACCUCGCCCCCCUAACCACAGUUGGGAAUCUUCCCUUCAGAAGGAUAUGCAAAGGUUUGGGAGCAGAUAUUACAUGUGGGGAAAUGGCUAUGUGUACAAAUCUCUUGCAGGGACAGGCUUCAGAGUGGGCACUGCUGAGGCGGCACUUGUCGGAGGAUACUUUUGGUGUACAAAUUUGUGGUGCUUAUCCUGAUACUGUGGCACGUACUAUUGAGCUCAUCGACCGUGAAUGCACAGUUGACUUUUUUGACAUCAAUAUGGGAUGUCCAAUUGAUGUUGUUGUAAACAAAGGUGCUGGAUCUGCUCUAAUCAUGAAACCAAUGAGAAUGAAGAGCAUUAUUCAAGCUGCUGCGUCCACAGUUUUGACACCUUUGACAGUGAAGGUAAGAACAGGCUAUUUUGAAGGGAGAAAUCGCAUUGAUUCUCUAGUAUCAGAUAUAGGCAAAUGGGGAGCCUGUGUGUUGACUAUACAUGGUCGAUCACGACAACAACGAUAUAGCAAGCUUGCUGAUUGGGAUUACAUCUAUGAAUGUGCUAGAAAAGCCCCAGAUGAUCUGCAAAUUUUAGGGAAUGGUGACAUUUUCUCAUAUACUGACUGGAUCAAGCAUACAUCUGACUGCCCUCCACUUGCAUCCGGCAUGAUUGGUAGAGCUGCUCUAAUAAAGCCUUGGAUAUUUACUGAGAUUAAGGAACAAAGACAUUGGGAUAUUACAUCUGGAGAGAGAUUUAAUAUUCUAAAAGAUUUUGUACAAUUUGGCCUGCAACAUUGGGGCUCUGAUGCUAAAGGUGUGGAGACAACACGACAUUUCUUGUUGGAAUGGCUUAGUUACACAUGCCGCUAUGUACCAGUAGGUCUGUUAGAAAUCAUUCCCCAACGUAUAAACUGGAGACCACCCAGCUACUAUGGUCGAGAUGAUCUCGAGACCUUAAUGGCAUCUGAUUCAGCUGCUGACUGGAUUCGGAUAACUGAGAUGUUGCUUGGAAAAGUUCCUGAAGGCUUUAGUUUUGCACCUAAACACAAGUCUAACGCAUAUGACCGUGCUGAAAAUGGCUAACACAUGAGCACACAAAGCAUUCAAGAUCUCGGCGUUUGGCACAGUAAGCUUGAUGUUAGUUUCUUGAUUGUUCUCCUGUUGCUACUAUAAGAAUGCACACGCAAGUUUCAAGGGAAUGGGAAAAGAGUAACUGUAAAAUUUCCAAUGACCGGUUGGAGUGUCUGCCUGCAUCGGAUCACCUUUCAACUCUUCUAUUUACAAUGUAACUCAGAAUCUGUGCAUUGCUAAUGUUAGUACUAUUUAUUUUACGACUUUGAAAUAAUUUGUUUUCUAAUGAGGUUCAAGAUAUCAUGACUUUUACUUGCA
Zingiber officinale is the source of this 2515-nucleotide messenger RNA. Its product is annotated as tRNA-dihydrouridine(47) synthase [NAD(P)(+)]-like. Lineage: Eukaryota; Viridiplantae; Streptophyta; Magnoliopsida; Zingiberales; Zingiberaceae. The transcript has 11 exons. Bases 146 to 2209 code for a protein of 687 amino acids. The record is from RefSeq and is a predicted model, not a curated record. Gene Ontology annotation, molecular function: metal ion binding; tRNA dihydrouridine synthase activity; RNA binding.